AGUGGAAACUGCGUGUGUGAGCAAAAAAUUGGCACUGUCGUGAAACGGGAUCUGCGCGCUUUCGGUGGCAGUGGCAUAGCUUAUAUUUAACCUUCAUAGUCUGUUGGAGAGGGUAGUUCUCGUGCUAAAUAUUUUGUGUGCAAAGUUUUCGAUCCUAUUCUACGCACGAGUGUUAAUUCAAGGAAAAUAUGCGGAAACUCGAAAGCUCUGUAUGAUCGUCGUCUGCUAUUUGCAACAUUUUUUCAUCAACGUCAAUAGUGAAACCACCAUUAAUCUGGGAAUGUAAAAAAACCAAGCGGAUGUCGUUUAGUGAUAUGUGAACCCACUCGCAGUUGUACUUGAAGAACAGCUCUGAAAAGCGUUAUCCACCGACCGUAGUAGUAAAAGUGGCAUGACCUCGAAAUUUAUUGUCUGUGUUUACAUUGAAUGCUCUUCCUCCCGUGUGCAAACGUUGAAAUCUGUGGAAUAACGACGAAUGAAGAACAAUCGAAAUUGAAAAAGUGUUAAACAAAUAAGUGAUUGUAGAAUUUGGGUCAACCCAGAGGAGAGAAUUUGUAUCAGCAACGUCAGGGUAAAGAUCUGGAACGCAUGUUGCAGAAAUGGUUUUCUUCAAUGCUAAAACGGUGUCUGCAGGUGAUCAUAUUGUUGAUCCUCCGGAUCAUGUAGUCGAUGAGAAAGCCAUCGUGAAAAAAAGCAUGAUGUCGAUCCAGGAGGAGCUUGGUCAGAUGGGCAUCCCGAACGAGCAACCACCACCGGCCUAUUCGCAAGCGAUCGCCGGUGACGAUGCCAACAACACGGACAGCAGUGUCGACAACACUAACGUGUGCCAGAACGGGUGGCCAAACAUACCGGGCGGGAUCCCAGGGGUAGCUAACAAACCGGCUGGUUUGUUCGACGGUUUGCUCGGCUGUAUGCGGCCGGUGCUGUCGCUCAUCGGCAGGACUCACAUCAUGGAGAUGAAGAGUAAACAGACUGAAGUUUGGGAAAUACCCUUCGAGGCAAUUACCGACUUGGUGUGGCUCGGCAGCGGGGCUCAGGGUGCAGUUUUCCGGGGCAAACUGCGCAAUGAGAUGGUUGCAGUUAAAAAGGUUCGCGACGUGAAAGAGACUGACAUCAAGCACCUGCGAAAGUUGGACCACGAAAACAUCGUAAAAUUCAAAGGAGUAUGCACACAGGCGCCAGUGUUUUGUAUAAUCAUGGAAUUUUGCCCCUUCGGACCGCUGCACCAGAUCCUGGCAGAUGGUGGAGACAUCGUAUCGCCCAACCGGCUGGUGUCGUGGUCGCAGCAAAUCGCCCGGGGCAUGCAGUAUCUCCAUUCGCACAAGAUCAUUCACCGUGACCUCAAGAGCCCAAACAUACUGAUAGGUGAGGGCGAGGUAAUCAAGAUCAGUGACUUCGGUACCUCGCGUGAGUGGAAUGAAAUUAGUACAAAAAUGAGCUUUGCUGGCACGGUGGCCUGGAUGGCGCCGGAGGUGAUCCGAAACGAACCCUGCAACGAAAAAGUCGACAUCUGGUCCUACGGGGUUGUUCUGUGGGAGCUGUUGACUGGUGAAGUGCCAUACAAAAAUGUAGAUUCGUCGCAGAUCAUCUUCGGCGUCGGCAAUCAUUCACUUUAUCUGCCAAUUCCGACCAGUUGUCCCGAAGGUUUCAAACUUCUGCUUAGACAAUGCUGGCACCCGAACGCACGGAACCGGCCAUCGUUCAAGAUCAUCCUCAGCCAUCUGGAGAUUGCCGGACACGAGCUAUUGCGCGAAUGCACCGAGGAACAAGGCUACUAUAAAACUCAACAAUCCUGGCGCAAUGAGAUCCAAGGUCACAUGCAGAAACUAGCAGUUAAUGGGCUAAAUAUACAGAAAUACGAGCAAGAGCUAAUUAAAAAACGAAAAGAUGAGGUGAAGCACGCUCAGGAUAUUCGAAUGGUUUACGAAAGGAAGCUUGAGCGGGCAAACACUAUCUAUAUGCAACUGAGCGCGUUUUUCGUUCAACUCGAGCAGAGGGAAAGGGAGAUUGCAGAACGUGAAAAGCAACUACCUGGCUACAGGGCGCGCAAGUGCGGUAACCUGUUGAAGCGCAGCGGUGAUAAGGCUAGCCGAAAGCGUGCUCCUUUCAACUUUCCAGCUGCAAUACUAGCAGCCAGCAACCAACAGUACCACCACCAGCAGCAGCAGCAGCAGGUCUAUCUUCCUUGUGCAGGAAUGCCGGUCGUUCCCAGUGAAUCUACGACACCCAGUCCAACAUCUCCAAACCAGAAAAAUUCUAUGAAGGCCACCCUGUAUGCUCAAUUAGACGGUAAUACUCACAAUCCCAAAUCGGUGGUUAUCAUACCUCCCGGCUUGGCUGCGUCCGGUGGUUCGACCUCAUCCGGGCGUGCUAAGAAAUUUCGCCAUCGACGCGUUGGCUCUGGUACGUUCAAUUCACCAAAAUCAAGUCCUAGUCGAGACAGACGGGUGCAGAGUGAACCGGAAACGAGACACACGCGUCUGGUCGAUACAGAAACACAAACUGAUGCGAUGGAUAUUAGUGAGACUGAUGCUAGCCCUAGUCCUAAUGCUGCCACCAAGCGUCUGUCUAUGACCCUGCGAGAGGACGAAGAAGAGCGGGCCAAAAUUCUUGAAAUCCCGAUGGCUGUGGAGACAGCCGCAGUCAAUAACCAAACAUACCGGUGUGGAAAACCCCAGUCCGAAGACGACGGAGAAGUGCCUGAAGAUGAAGAGAAUGGAAACUCAAUCUCCACUAUGACGAACAGUCGAAGUAGCGAUAUGCUAACGAGUAGCAACCAACAUCAGCAUCCUGAUCCCGAAGAUGAUGCCGAUGAUUAUGAAGAUGACGACGAGGAUCCACAGGUUGUUCGCUCAAGUCCGGACUUGAACAGCAACGAAAGGUUGGAUCGUGAUUGUAGUGACGAUGACAAAAUCAAUACGCUGGAUAGAAAAUUGAGCUUCAUUUCCGAGAAAUUGCAACAACAGAGUGUAGGUAACGGUGGUGGCAGUCAUGUACAGCAGCUGGCUGACUAUACUAACAUCCUAAACGAUAACAAUGUGAUUGUUUAUCGAAGCAACACCAUGAAGUCCAACGGCAGCAUCGGGAAGGCUGGAAAACGUGUGGAUAGCGCGAUAUUGUUAAAGCAUCCGAGUGCCGGUAGUAAUCUGCAUGUCGGUGGCAGUGCUGUUGGUGUUUACAUGUUCAGUGGAAAUGGCACGUCCGAAGACCUUCCACAUCUUUCUCCCCGACAGGCGAUCCAGACUGAAGAGAAGUGUAAUGAUAGCUGGACCGACGAGGAAGGAGAAGAUCCUAUUGAGCUAUACAGUUAUGCACUACGACGAAAAAGCGUUGCUCGCCUGCCGAUCAAACGUGGACGCCGUUGUAAGGUGACACCUAAUGCGGGAUCGGUAUCUGGAAUGUCUCAGCCAAUUGGAGCAACCGCUGGCGGAGACACUACUAACAGCAGCACGGAUUUGAUGUCACCGCUAGCUGGUGCUAGCUUGCCACCAGCUAGCAUUAUUAGUCAUAAAAACCAAGCCUCUAGCUUGACAAUUUCCGAUGAGGAAAAUACUUCCGAAUAUAGCCAUGCCCCUUCUAGCCAACGAUCGACACUUGAGAGCAAUCCGGAACUGCCGGCUGUUAUCAAACGACAAAAUCACCUUGGCAAACAACGGGUUAUGCAGAAAAGUACGACAUCGGCCAAAGAUACCGAUGAUGACGAUGACGAUGAUGGUGAUAUCGGGCUCGAUUCCAGUGAUUCGAGUUCCAGCUCGGACGAGGACAACAAUGGUGCUGGAUUGGUCAAUGAGCUUUCCGGUGCAAACAAGGACGUAGAGAACGGCAAUAUGUGUUAAGUAAAAAAGUGCGCGUAAUUGUGAUUAUGAGAGAUCUUUCAAAAAUUAGUUGAGAUUAAUUUCAUUUCUGGAUUUUUCGGUACUUGUGAAGCAAUAGUAUGUUUAAAAUAAUUAGAAGAGAGAUAGUGUAUCUAUUCGUUUUUUUUUGUUUCUUUUUGUUCUAUAUUUUCGUUAGCUUAAGGUUCUAGAUUACGGUUUCGUUCCUAAGAAGCGAAUCCUUUCUCUGUCCAGUCCGUUUCAGCAUUGUGAAAAAAGACUUUAAUUUAUAAUAAGCGAUAUUAUUGCAAAAUAAUUGCAUUAUUAUAUAUUAAUAUACAAAAAAGCAAAUUAGGUUACGUGUAAAAACCUUCUGAUUGAGAUAAGCAGGAAUUAUCUUUACGUAAUUCAGUAAAAAUAAGCUAAGCCAACAUAUAAGGUUAUGUAAGUGUGAAAAUACCUCUAUGUUUUGUUAACCCCACUAUGUAAAUUAUUGUUUCUUUUACAACUUUGAGUUUAUGAAGUGAUAAAACUGAAAAUGUCGCCGUUUUCUGUGUAUGCGUUAAAAGCAACGAUUAGAAACAAAUGUGAGUGAUGUAAAAUAAUAUACUAAUUACUAUUGAUAACAACUUGAAUUAUUAUGUAAACUAUUUCGUCCAACGCCGUGAUUUAAAAUACAAAACUUUCGGCCUUCGUUGCUCGUUUCGUCCUAAUUUUUCUGUUACAUGUUUUUUUUGUUCAAUUAAAUAUUGUUUGCAAUUCUCAUAAUAAAAAUGUGGCUCAGUAAAAUGAUUGUCACAUUCCAAUCCAGCAAAGUAUUGUUGCAAAUAUUUGAAAUGUACCUGCGUGGCUUAACCAUUGACAUAAACAAGCGUUAACCAAUCACCAUCUGUCGUCGAUAAAGAAACCACAAACUUAAUCAAUACAUUCAAUUGCUUCGAACAAUUCUUCUGGAAACAUUCCGAACGGUUUAACCGAUAACGACAACUGAUUGAAUAGGCUGAUUGUAAGUUAGCUUUUAUAUGUUUAAUGAGCAAAAAAAUAUUUUUGGAACAGUAUUCUCGGUUGCAAUUUUCAAUUGUCAAUCAACCGGCUAAAAAUCGAUAAAAAAUCUAGAAUUGAUGAUAUAGUAAAUACCAAAACAGUAUAUAUACAAGGAGACCUAAAUUUUGCAAUCGAUAACCUGCGCAUGUAUUUUUGAUGUUAUUUCAAAAAAAUCUACAUAAAUUUGUUUGGCGUUGAAAGUUGCAAAAAUAUUUUACGUGGAAUUCACCAGAAAUAAAGAGAAAGCAACGUUUUUGCUACAUUAAAAUCUGCGUUAAUUAAUAAACCAAAUUGAGCUGUACUAAAAAGAAAAACAAUACAAAAUUGUCAACAGUCGUAUCUAACGCAAAUUGUAUCUUAGUAACAUUGCUGAAGCAAACUCAUUGAUUCGUGCAAUGCUAGAAAAGAAAUCACGAGUAUUGUAAAACAAUUUUACUGUUAUAUGCUAAAAUCCAUCUUGGCAAGAUGACGCAAACGCAAACUGCGAAAGCAUGAA
This is a messenger RNA of Sabethes cyaneus, 5352 nucleotides long. RefSeq lists its product as uncharacterized. The record is from RefSeq and is a predicted model, not a curated record. Bases 600 to 3836 code for a protein of 1078 amino acids. The transcript has 6 exons. Gene Ontology annotation, molecular function: JUN kinase kinase kinase activity; ATP binding. NCBI's taxonomy places the organism in Eukaryota, Metazoa, Arthropoda, Insecta, Diptera, Culicidae. Gene Ontology annotation, biological process: protein autophosphorylation.